This is a messenger RNA of Saccharomyces mikatae IFO 1815, 255 nucleotides long. It is a transcript of the gene STF2, whose product is annotated as ATPase-stabilizing factor family protein. NCBI's taxonomy places the organism in Eukaryota, Fungi, Ascomycota, Saccharomycetes, Saccharomycetales, Saccharomycetaceae. The transcript has a single exon. The record is from RefSeq and is a predicted model, not a curated record. Bases 1 to 255 code for a protein of 84 amino acids.
AUGACUAGAACAAACAAAUGGACUGAACGCGAAUCAAAAGCUGAUCCAAAGUACUUCUCGCACACUGGCAACUAUGGCGAAUCUCCUAAUCACAUCAAAAAGCAGGGUUCCGGAAAGGGUAAUUGGGGUAAACCAGGCGAUGAAAUUAAUGACUUGAUCGAUAGCGGGGAAAUACCUCCAGUGUUCAAGAGAGAUAGAAGAGGCUCAAAUUCGCAAUCGCACGAACGAAAAUAUGAAAAAGCCCAGAAUGAAUAG